AUGAAAAAAGACUAACAUCCUCGCAAUUAAAAUUCCACUGCUCACGGCUACCCUUACAAGGGCAUUGCCACAGACUAUGAAAUGCAUGUCAAUCCUAGUGGCCCUGGCACCAAGAUCACUCCACUAACCUUUAGAAAUGACCGACUCCGCAGUAUAUUCCUGAAUCAUUAGCACUCCACAAGUAUAAGUAGCAAUAACCAUAACAACAAUAAUAACAGCGGAAGUGUUGGAGCCGUAGGUAACCAUCAUAAUAAUAGCGGCACUCAAACAAGUUUAAAGAAUCAGCAAGUGAACUAGUAAAACCAGACAUCUGGGUAGCUGUUCACUGGCCAGGAUUCAAAGGUCAUUAAGAUACCUAUCCUACACUCAUCUAAGAACUUCAGACAGCUCUAUAACCUCAGUUUUAAGAGCCAGACAUCAAAGACAGAUGACUUUCCUACAUAGCAGGCCCAGUCUAGUAUUCAUAGACAAAGCAUUUAAUCCUCGCAAGAAAAAAUCAGAAAUACAUCAAUAUCACCCAAGGGAAAGCUGCUUCAUUAAAAUCACUCGCCUGUUCAUCAACCUCCAAGAACAGCUCAGAGACACACUAGAAGAAGGACUGAGCAGUUUAUUCCAAAUACCACAUAGAUACAGCUGUUUUAAGAAAUCUCGUAAGAUCACAAUGUAAUAAUGCAUAAUAACAACGGAAGUACCAGAUAGGCUACUUUGAAAUAAGUAUUUAUAGGAGGAAACGUAGCAUUCAAUUCAAAAAACAGUGGAGGCAAAGUAAGUUUAUCAAACGCAGCAAGCAACUAUAUAUCCUAGCAGCAUAAUAGUAGCAUCAAUGGCAAUUUAAACGUUCCAGCAAUAGGCAUCCCCUCAGAGUCAAGAACUUCCCACUAGUUAAUACAGUCAACCUUUACUCAUUCCAAACUCGAUGACAAGGCCUUAAACAUCCAAUCGAGAAUCACAAAAAAAGAGGCUAAAGGUACCUUACCUGAUGCCAUCGCAAUGAAUAAAAUCAUGGAUUUUGUCAACAACCAAUCUAAUGGUAGCAACACUACAAUUGUUAAUACUGUGAAUACUAACAUAAGCUUGCCUGUUGGAGCUACCCAUGCUAAUCCAAGUUUAAGUGAUAAUCGAAGCUAAAAACGUGCCACUACUGCUGCAACAUAAUAAUCCUCAAGACCUAAUGAGCCUGAAUAAUGGAGCAACCAUAAACGACUAAGCACUUAGGAGAUUGAAUUGAUUAAAAAAAGGAAUAAAAGCUUUCUUGAAGGAUUAAAUUUUGACUAUCAAACUGGAAGCAACAGCAUAAUGAUUGGCAGCACUAAUUAAACAAAUCUUAAGAGGCCGUCAAUAGAUAAUGUAAGAUAUGACUUUACUCGUGCAAGUUUGAAACCUUAGCUGAUAGACGACAGAGCUUUAGAGAGCAAGUUAAUUAGAUUGCAGUAGUAAUCAUCAUUAUAUGGGGUCAAUAACAAUGAAUGGAAGUCGAUGUCAGGUAUCUAAAAUUAGCAAAAUCUGCUGUUGAUUAAGAACACCUAGGUAGAAAAUAAGAUGAUGCGCAAAAAGAGGGAUUUUCAAAUUUCCAAGAAAGUUAAUACUGGAAGGUAAAGCUCAGAACGUCUUCAUAGUCCAAGUACUGGCUAAUAGCAUCUUAGAUCAAGCUCUAUAAAUUCGUAAUAUGGAAGCAACAGCAAUUAACAGAGUAUUAAUAAAAAAUAGAGAGUAAAGCUUGUGUUUUUGGAUGAGGAGCAGGCUAAUACUCUAAAUGCCAACUAUAAUAACUAGCUCGAUACUGAUGAGGGAUUAAGAAGCAGCAGCAUACUUAAGAAUAGAAAAGAGGUAAAUGACUAUUUGGAAUAUGAGUCUAGGCUUGGCAGAUCGAAUUAGAAGCAGCUAAAGCUGACCCUGAACUAUAAGAAGUUUCAGGACAAGGAGUACCCACAGAUCUUGAAGCUGCUUAAGGAUGAUACUUCUUUAGUUUUAUAGGAUAGCUAAUAAGAUGAAAGAAAAGUUAUCUAGUUUGAUCUUAACAUUCAGGGCAAUGACUAUAACACUCAAGAAGGUACUAAUCAGAUGAUUCCUCACCUUCAAAACCAGCAAAGCUAUUAUACAAAUAGCUAUCAAGAGAUCAGCUUGCUCGGUGUGGAAUCACACAACCAUAUCUCCUCCAAGCAUAUGCACGAUUCUUCUGAAGUGGUGCUUGAAAAUCCAGAGAUCAUCCGUGGUUCCUUCUAGUUUGAAAAUCAUUAGAUUAGAGCCAUCAAGAAUGGGUCGACUCUUACUAACUAGUCUUAUUUUCCUAAUUUCAUUGAGGAAAACGCUAUCCAUAUUUAUAGAAACAGUAAGGAGAUACAAACCUCAUAGCCAAAGUAAUGA
Molecule: messenger RNA, 2364 nt
Organism: Stylonychia lemnae
Lineage: Eukaryota; Ciliophora; Spirotrichea; Sporadotrichida; Oxytrichidae
Source: the annotation of a GenBank genome assembly